CGGUGUGACUUCACACGGAGGCUGGAGGAGCACGCCGCCGCUGCGCGCAGCUCUCUGACCGCCUCCUCUCGUUCUCUCAGCGGGCUGACAGGCAGCAGAAAGCCGGAGGGAUGGAGCCAGCGGGCGCGUAUGGCGCCGGGAAGGCCGGGAGCUUCACCUUCGAUCCGGUCGCCUUUUUCACUCAUCCCCGGACCAUCCUCAGACUGAUGUCGUGGGUUUUCUCCAUGGUGGUGUUCAGCUGCAUCGUGAACGAAGGCUACAUCAACAUAGGCAGCGAGCGUUUGCUCUGCGUCUUCAACAACAACGCUGAUGCCUGUAACUACGGUGUCACUGUGGGCGUGACCUGUUUCCUCGGCAGCAUCUGUUUCCUGAUCCUGGACAUUUACUUUCCCUCCAUCAGCAGCGUCAGGGACAGAAGACGGGCUGUCCUGCUGGACCUCGUCUUCUCUGGUCUUGCCAGCUUCCUGUGGUUCGUUGGCUUCUGUUUUCUGGCCAAUCAGUGGCAGGCUACCUCUCCAGACGAGCUACCAUUGGCCCAGGGCUCCGACGCCGCCCGAGCCGCCAUCACUUUCUGCUUCUUCUCCAUCCUUACAUGGAGUUAUCAGUUGCUGUUGGCAAUGAACAGAUUUAAGAGCAUUUCCUUCAUGGAGGACAAGCAGAGGCUCCUGCCUAGGACCCCUCCCACCCUCUCUCUAGUCUAACACACACACACACACACACACACACACACACACACACACACACACACACACUCACACUCACACACACACACACACUCUGAGUCCCAGCUGUAUAUUACUGGUUGAUUAUGGGCAUGUCUGAAAGUUUGGUCAGGUUUCAUUCAGUGAUGAGAUUCAGAGUAGAUUUGGGUGAUAUGGUUGAAGUUGAUAUGAAAAUAUAUAGUACAAUAUUUUUCCAAUAUAUAUAUAUGAUGCUCAAUGCAAUGAGCUGUGACCUACUGUUUUUCAUCAGACAAAGCUAAAAACCCCCCAGCAAAAACCAAUUAUGUUAGUUUUUAAUUACAGUUUGCUUUGAAUCGUUAAUUUGGUCAAGAGAUUUUAGAAAAAUUAGUAUGAUCGUAUCAUCAUGAUAUAAUUCCACUGAAAGACAACAAGCAAUAAUAACUAAUCAUUUCCAAGCUUUCCGAGUCCGAGUUUUCACUUCUCAUAGAUUUGUUUGUGGUUAAUCUGUCUUUACUUACUAUAAUCGAUACUAUAAUGAAUUUGUGGGGCGGUGGUGGCCUAAAGGGUAGAGUUCGUUCUACUGACCAGCAGGAUAAAUCUCGGUGAGGAAAGUAAAGAGCAGUGCUUGCACGUCCUUCAGUACAACCACUAAGGUGCCCUUGAGCAAGGCCCUUAACCCCCAACUGCUCCAGUUGAGCUGCUCGGUGGCUGACAGGUCAGACUGUGGAUUUACUUUCCAGGUGUGAAUGUGUGUAAAUGUGGGGAUGUGAACAGGGUGUUCCUGAAAAAGAGCUGCUCUCAGUGAGACUUCUGUGGUUGAAUAAUAGAUAACUUUUUUUUUUGCAAUGCCAGAAAACAUUGCUGGUGAGACAGAAACCGAUUUAUUAUCCACUGAUAACUCAAUGGAGCCAGUUAAAACAAUCUUACCACCAAACCUAUAGCCAUUCAUCUCACUGUCAGAGGAUGUGGAGAGGUUAAGCUGUAAUUAUAUCAAAAAAGUACAAUUACAAAGGAUCUUUUUUUUAGUCUGUCAAGUCAUUUUUCCCCCCAACAGUCCUGUGAUAAAUUCUUCCAAUAUUCUUCUGUAGAGGAUUUGUAGCAUGUGACAGAGAACGAAAUCAAUGUUCCUUUGACUUUGGCUACUCUUUGGGGAAGUCUACUGAUUUUACACAUUAAAGUUGGUUUUAAAGUUGUAUAAUAUCUCCUGGCUUUCUAAUGUCUGAGAAAAUAACCUGAGUGAUGUCAUUAGGGUUGGGUUGAGAGAGUGAGACUAACUUUUAACAACAUAUCUGCCUUGAUGAAGAUGAGGGGAUUUACCAA
Molecule: messenger RNA, 2003 nt
Organism: Siniperca chuatsi (mandarin fish)
Lineage: Eukaryota; Metazoa; Chordata; Actinopteri; Centrarchiformes; Sinipercidae
Product: synaptogyrin-3-like
Exons: 4
Coding region: 111-701 (196 amino acids)
Cellular component (GO): synaptic vesicle membrane; neuromuscular junction
Source: RefSeq, a predicted model, not a curated record